This is a messenger RNA of Sciurus carolinensis (gray squirrel), 1966 nucleotides long. It is a transcript of the gene Fstl3, whose product is annotated as follistatin like 3. NCBI's taxonomy places the organism in Eukaryota, Metazoa, Chordata, Mammalia, Rodentia, Sciuridae. The coding region runs from base 56 to 847 and encodes 263 amino acids. The record is from RefSeq and is a predicted model, not a curated record. The transcript is spliced from 5 exons. Gene Ontology annotation, biological process: negative regulation of activin receptor signaling pathway; cell differentiation; regulation of BMP signaling pathway. Gene Ontology annotation, molecular function: activin binding; protein binding.
UUUAUAGGGAGCGCCCGCCCCGCGCUGCAAGUCGGCGCCUCGCUCUCCGUUCGCCAUGCGUCCCGGGGCGCCGGGGCCGCUGUGGCCACUGCCCUGGGGGGCCCUGGCCUGGGCCGUGGGCUUCGUGGGCUCCGUGGGCUCGGGGGACCCCGCGCCCGGGGGUGUCUGCUGGCUCCAGCAGGGCCAAGAGGCCACCUGCAGCCUGGUGCUGAGGACUGACGUGAGCCAGGCCGAGUGCUGUGCCUCUGGCAACAUCGACACUGCAUGGUCCAACUUCACCCACCCUGGGAACAAGAUCAGCCUCCUGGGCUUCUUGGGACUCGUGCACUGUCUGCCCUGCAGAGAUUCGUGCGACGGCGUAGAGUGUGGCCCGGGCAAGGCGUGCCGCAUGCUGGGGGGCCGCCCGCGCUGCGAAUGCGCACCAGACUGCGCUGGUCUACCCGCGCGCCUGCAAGUUUGUGGCUCGGACGGCGCCACCUACCGCGACGAGUGCGAGCUGCGCGCCGCGCGCUGCCGAGGCCACCCGGACCUACGAGUCAUGUAUCCCGGCCGCUGCCAGAAGUCCUGCACGCACGUGGUGUGCCCGCGGCCGCAGUCGUGCGUCGUAGACCAGACCGGCAGUGCGCACUGCGUGGUGUGUCGCUCCGCGCCCUGCCCAGCGCCCACCAUCCCCGGACAGGAGCUUUGUGGCAACAACAACGUCACCUAUAUCUCCUCUUGCCACCUACGCCAGGCCACCUGUUUCCUGGGUCGCUCCAUUGGCGUGCGCCACCCGGGCAGCUGCGCAGGCGCUCGCGAGGAGCAGCCGGAGACCGAGUCGGAGGAGGAGGAGGAGAACUUCGUGUGAGCUGCGGCGGCACCGCCUGUCGUGCGAGGCCGUCCCUCUCUUAUUUAUUGUCACAGCAGCAGAAUCUAAUUUAUGUCCUGCGGACUCCUGAACCUGGGUAGGGAUCUCUUGGGGAUCCCAGAGCGCGCUGACGAUAUCUUAGAAGGGCUGAGGGAAGGCGACCUCCAGAAGGGCCAGUGGGUGUGUAGACCCUGGAGACUCAGCGUCAGGUUAGGGGACCUCCUGGGGAAGCCAGCCCGUAUCCCAGGCACUUGCUGCUCACAGGAUCCCAGUUUGUGCUUCUUGGAGGAUGCCUGUCGGUUACACGGCUGGUGCACUAAUUGCCCUUGAUGAUGAUUUGUGGGAGGCUCCCCGAUUCCCCUCCCCGGGCCAGAGGUGAAGAGGCUGGCCUCAGAGCACAGCGCCUGGAGCCCAAGGCAGGUGUCCACACCAGACCAGCAAAAAGUCAGGGAAGCAGCACGGUGUCCUCCAAGCCCAAGAACAACAGGUUUCUGCCGUCCCCACUGUCUCUGAUUUCCAGUACCUUCUGUAAGGGCCCCUAAGAAAUGCCCAGCAUGCUUCCUGAGUAGAGUCCCAUCCAUGCCUCCUGACACAGGCAGCAGAACUGCCCAGGACCUCCUAAAGGUUCACCUGGUGAUAUCCGAUGGCCUCAGAUGUGGGGCAGCUAGCAUUCACCCAGAACUGGGCACUCUGUCCUGCAGUGCCCAGUCCACUUAGGGAUGAACAGAUGGGGACCAUGAGUCUCAGCUUACUCACAGGAUAAGGGACAAGACUGACCUGUGCAGUGCUGGGUUCCUGCUGCCCAGUGGUUGGCCUUGGCCAGGCCUUCAGACCCAGUUCCCAGCUGGCCCCUCUCCACCUGCCAGUUCUGGGGCCAGUCCCUGAAGCUGCUUGCCCUUCACUCAGACUGUGUUGGAGACCAAAGACAAACCAGUGGGCAGAAAGCCCAGCUCCCCUCGUCAAGGGCCAGGUGUCUAGUGAGGCCCUGCCCAUCUUCUUCCAGCCCAGAGUGCUGUGCUGCAAAGUUGAGUGAGUGUCCUGAGCCAGGGUCCACUGAGCCCUGACAAGGCAACCUUCCCCACACUGGGUCCUGCCUCACCAAAGAAAUAAAGACUGGAA